AGUAGAGACCUCUAGCGGAAUAUGUGAAAAGUGCAAGUAAUAUCUGCUGGGCAGAGCUGUGUGUGGCAGUGCUACCAUGCCGCUUGUAGUUUUGUGCGGCAUCCCUUGUUGCGGGAAAAGUAGACGAGUUGAGGAGUUAAAAAAUCACAUCGAAAGUACGACCGACCGUCCCGUGCACGUCGUAAGCGACGAAAGUGUUGGUAUCGACAAAAACGCCGUGUAUGCAGAUUCUAGACAAGAAAAAGAUGCCAGAGCCAAGCUGAAGUCUGCAACAGAGAAAAAACUUACCAAAGAAACUGUUGUGAUCCUAGACUCUUUAAACUACAUAAAAGGUUACAGAUAUGAGCUGUUCUGUCUUAUCAAACUUCUGCAGACGCCACACUGUGUGAUCCACUGUGACAUCAACCCACCAGUGGCCUCACAAUGGAACCAGGAGAGGGAGCUGUCAGAGCAGUAUACACAAGAAAUAUUUGACGGACUUGUGAUGAGAUUCGAAGCCCCGGACUCCAGACACAGGUGGGACUGUCCUCUCUUCACCAUCCAGACAGACGAUGAGCUGCCAUGUCAGGACAUCUGUGAUGCUAUCUUCCACAGGAAGGCCCCUCCCCCAAACGCCUCUACACAAACUCAACCCCUGUCAUCUACCAACUUUCUACAUGAGCUUGACAAGAUCACCCAGGAGGUCGUUAAUACCUUACUUGAUGCCCAGAAGACGGCAGUUCCAGGAGACCACAUCUACAUACCAGGAGCUGCAGACAAAAUCUACCUGAGCCAUGUGGUGAGUGCCCCGGAACUUAGAAGACAUCGCAGACAGUUCAUAACCUACACCAAGAUGCACCCUGUGGAUGACACAGCUAAACUAGCCAACAUGUUUGUGCAAUAUCUCAACAAUAGCAUCAAAUAGUUAGGUAUAUUUUGGAAAUUCCCCAAGGGUGGAGCCAAUAGUACCUUAUUUUAUUUACACUUAUCACUAUCUUGUUAGACAUACAGCAAAAUGUAACAUUUGCGCUAAAUAUGCUAUUUAAGACGUCAGAGUCUUCUUUGCAAUAAUUAAAUCACUGAUUUUCCCCAUAAAAUCAUAUUGUAUCAGACACAAUACCGCUUCAUUUGUAAUCUGUGUAUUUCUAGACAUUUUACUGAUUUAGGAUUGUUUUAAUGACUACAAAAUGGUUUUAUGAUAGUUUGCCUUAUUUUCUAUUGUAAAACUUUAAUUGUUUAUAAAAAUAAACAGUGGUUCUUACAAG
Messenger RNA from Branchiostoma floridae (Florida lancelet), 1244 nucleotides. RefSeq names its product protein KTI12 homolog. Bases 77 to 904 code for a protein of 275 amino acids. The record is from RefSeq and is a predicted model, not a curated record. The transcript has 9 exons. Lineage: Eukaryota; Metazoa; Chordata; Leptocardii; Amphioxiformes; Branchiostomatidae.